GGUGUCUCUUGAUGGCAUUGGUUGAGAGAGGAACAGAAUGGCUGUUAUUUCCUGGUGCUGUAUUCCACCUAAUGGGAGGGUUACAGUUGUCAAUAACCGACGUCCAGGUUGCGGUAUUAUUUCCGAAGCUUAAAGCGACACUCACCUGUUUGGUAUCCGGUGCCAGAGACGUUAGCGGUUUUGUCCCUAUUCUUUUGAAGAUGGCGUACCAGGCCGGAGUGUCGUACAAGACGUGCAUGUUCAGCUUUGCCGGUAUCAUACUUCUUAUGUCUUCUGUCAACACAUUCACCCUUCCACCUAGACAGGAUGACGACGGGAAUAACAUUGAUGUAGACUGCUGUUUAAAGAUGAAUAAACGCAGCAGAAUAACUAAGGAAGCUUCUACUGGUAUUAACAAGUUUGAUCAGAAUGACGUGAAUGAAUCUACUGUUAAUGAGCCGUUUGUUCCAACAGGUAACGUCAAAGCAAAUAAGGAGACAACCAGCGGGGAAGCCGGUGAAAUAAAUUACCAGGAAGCUUUGGAUAUGCACACUUCUUACCAACAUUUUACCAAUGUCAGCCGCAAGGAAACGUGUUUUGACGGAAGUGCCCCGUUGAUUCACGGAAUGGAAAACCCUGACAGUAAAGAAAAUGACGAAAGCACUAACAUCGGUUUAUUACAUGGCACGCUUCUGAUUCUGAAGAGACCCAUAUUUUGGAUGCUGUUGCUGUGGCUUACAUGCCAGGGCACCGUCAUUAUCACAUACGAUGGUUGUUUUUAUGCGAUCAUCAGUUACUAUGGAAACAAUGCCAAAAGCACAAUAAGUACGUAUACAGACGUGUACUCCUGGCUCCAAGUGGUAUCUCUGUUCUGGGCCUUGCUUACUGGUCUGAUGCUUGAUAAACUAUUAACCAGGGCGACCCAAAACGACAAAGAGCACUGCUUCGUGGUUCCAUUCUUCUUGACUGUUUUGGCAGGCGUCAUCGUAUCCAUAGCGUGUAUCAUCCCCAUUAUCGAGAUGCAGCUUGUGGCCGUUGUCUUUCAUUCUGUGUUGAAAACCGGUACUUUCGCCGUGCAUUUUGCAUUCGUGGUAUCUGCUUUUCCAAAGGAACAUUUUGGAAAAGCAUUUGGAAUUCAAGUUACCGUCAGUGGUUUGCUGACCUUUAUUGAAUUGCCAAUAUUUUCCUGGUACAAGCACAGCUUGGAAAGUGACCCACUUUGGUUGGGAGUACUGUUUCUGGGAAUAUGCUUCACGGCCAGCUGUUUGCCUUUCUACCUUCUUUGGCGUAAGCGUCGAUACACUAGAUCUAGCAACUACACGCUUUAAAACAAAGUUUUGAAAAUGAAGGUCAACAUGCAGGAUCAGUACAUGUAGUGACACAGGACUGGACGAUUGAUCCAAUAGGAUACUUAGACCACAUACCCAUACCUAGAUCGAUCUGGCAAGAUCG
Messenger RNA from Lingula anatina, 1431 nucleotides. Its product is annotated as equilibrative nucleobase transporter 1. NCBI's taxonomy places the organism in Eukaryota, Metazoa, Brachiopoda, Lingulata, Lingulida, Lingulidae. The record is from RefSeq and is a predicted model, not a curated record.